GUUAUGCGUUCAAGGGAGUGAAGGACAACCUCGGAAGAACAUCACGCAUACGAAGAGGAGGAGAACCAUUGAGAAAGAAUGGGAAGAGAAGGAGACAAUCGAUCUGAGGGAUCCGAAGGUGGCGGGGCUGCUGAGGGCGAAAAACGAGAUGUGUCACGGGAUGCAGCAGGUAAUGAGCUGAGGACCGACACUGAAGAAUAUGAUGAGACAGAGGAUGGUGAAGGAGGUAACACGGGCACAUUCAACGAAGGACAAUCGUAUAGAGAAGAUGAGAGCAACGAAGAAGAGGAGAGUGACAAUGGGUAUAACAACGCACAGGAUGGCGAUGACGAGGAUGAUGAUGAUGAAGAGCCAUCCCAAAGCAGUAGCAGGGAAGAAAGGCGUAGCGAGGACAAUAGAAAAAAGACAUAUCGAAAAACGAGGGGAGGAACAAGUGAUGAAGGCAGAGAGGAAAGUAACGCCGACAAACAGUUAGUUCCGAAGGAGAAGACAAUUGAAGGACGUAAGUAAACAAUGUAUGAGAAAAAUCAAAACCUCAGACGGAA
Chara braunii is the source of this 545-nucleotide messenger RNA. The record is from the annotation of a GenBank genome assembly. Lineage: Eukaryota; Viridiplantae; Streptophyta; Charophyceae; Charales; Characeae.